CUGCAUGUGAUGCAAAUCAGGAAACUAUUCGGGGAAUUAGCGGGUAGAUGACGAGCUCAGUUGAUCAGGUUACAGUGAAGUGGGUCUACAUAAAAGUUGAGGGGUAAAUCCGUCGUCCUCUACAUCUCUGAAAGAUGAAAUCGAUUUCCACGCUUGUGUCUUUGGCUAUUGUCGCUGCACUCUCCAGUCCGGUGCUUUCUCAGUCACCAACAUGGGGGCAAUGUGGGGGAAUUGGAUGGACUGGACCAACCACUUGCGUUGCUGGUACACAGUGUGUGGUAUUAAACGCCUACUACUCCCAAUGCCUACCCGGAGCCGCUUCUUCCACCACCAUCCCUGCUGGUCCCCCCACCUCUACUACCGCUGUUCCCCCCACCUCUACUACUACUGGAACCGGAAGCACCCCCACAGGAUCCCUUCCCCCAGCUGGCAUACUGACACAAGUGACCAACUUUGGGCCUAACCCGAACAACGUAGGCAUGUUCGUCUACAGACCCGCAACCCUCCCAAGCAACCCUCCCCUCAUCGUCGCCAUCCACGAAUGCACGGCCUCGGCUCAAAUCUACUACUCAAGCACUCAAUACGCCAAUCUCGCGAACCAACAUGGAUACAUUGUCAUCUACCCAGACGCCCCGAGAAGCGGAAAGUGCUUCGACGUCAACACACCUGCUACGUUGUCGCACAAUGGUGGUGGAGAUUCACAGGGUAUCGCGUCAAUGGUUACCUAUGCCAUCGCCAACUAUGGCGUUGAUGCAUCUCGGGUUUUCGUCACUGGGACGUCCUCUGGAGCGAUGAUGACGAACGUCAUGGCCGGCUCAUACCCUGAACUCUUCGCGGCAGCCUCUGCAUAUUCGGGUGUACCCUUUGGCUGCUUCGCUGGUCCCAAUGCUUGGAACUCUCAAUGUUCCACAGGACAGCUCAUUCAGACCGCGCAACAAUGGGGCGACGAAGUCCGUGCGGCCUACCCAGGAUAUACGGGUUCACGUCCGAAGAUGAUGCUGUGGCACGGUACCGCUGAUACGACUCUGGCCUACCCCAACUAUGGAGAAGAGAUCAAAGAGUGGACCAAUGUCCUUGACGUUUCGCAGACACCGACGACGACGGCACAAAACAACCCACAGUCGGCAUACACAAAGACCACAUACGGCGAUGUAGUCGUUGGUUAUUCAGCUGCAGGCGUCGGACAUACAGUGCCUGUCCAUGAAACUAUGGAUUUGGCGUGGUUCGGUAUUGCGUGAUGGGUUCCCUGGUCUUGUGGCUGGAAUUUGUGUUCAAGUGGUGGAUGCAGAGUUCCUCGAGCGGUGUAAUUCGAAAAUAACUUGGAAUUAUAUUCUUUGCGAUAAUUGUUCACCGAAACACGUUUACUAAUGGCGCCUUCCAGUAAAACAAUUGAUGCGCCCGGAGAUGCUUAUACCUUCGAAAUUUCAAGCCCUCUCAGCGAGAAAACUCUGCAACCUGGACCAGAUACCUU
Messenger RNA from Desarmillaria tabescens, 1471 nucleotides. Its product is annotated as putative acetylxylan esterase A. Gene Ontology annotation, biological process: carbohydrate metabolic process. The transcript has 6 exons. The coding region runs from base 135 to 1238 and encodes 367 amino acids. NCBI's taxonomy places the organism in Eukaryota, Fungi, Basidiomycota, Agaricomycetes, Agaricales, Physalacriaceae. Gene Ontology annotation, cellular component: extracellular region. Gene Ontology annotation, molecular function: hydrolase activity; cellulose binding. The record is from RefSeq and is a predicted model, not a curated record.